Carassius gibelio (silver crucian carp) is the source of this 2906-nucleotide messenger RNA. Its product is annotated as protein lin-28 homolog A-like. Bases 375 to 941 code for a protein of 188 amino acids. The record is from RefSeq and is a predicted model, not a curated record. The transcript has 4 exons. NCBI's taxonomy places the organism in Eukaryota, Metazoa, Chordata, Actinopteri, Cypriniformes, Cyprinidae. Gene Ontology annotation, molecular function: nucleic acid binding; zinc ion binding.
UGCAUUGUCAUAUAUUCGCCCUUCCCAAAGUGAACCGAACAUCUGCUGUGGGCUUCUGGUCACCUGUGUGUGGAGGAGUUCGGGGGCCGGACGUUUGCGCGGUGGUCUCUAUGCGUGAUUGGCUUGUUUUGGGUCGAGGGGGGCAUCCAUUGAAGAAUUGGUGUUGGUCAUCGUGGAGGGGAGAGUGAUUGGGAAUCACGUGGACUUGACCGAAACAGAGAGAGAAUGAGAGAGAGGGGGUCGAGCACGAGAAGCAUCAUCAGUUCAGAGCAGUCACCGAAACACUGAGAGGUCACCUGGAGAACCCGGAUUAACCCAAAGACCCCACACUGAGCAGCAGGACGAGCACAUAGAGCAGGCGAAGAGAGGGAGCCAUGGCAGAGGGAGGCUGUCCGAAAGCGGAGGAGGAGGAGGAGGACCCUCAGUCGUUCCACGGCGAGGGCGUGUGCAAGUGGUUCAAUGUUCGCAUGGGCUUCGGGUUCCUGUCCAUGAGCACAAGAGAUGGUGUGCCUUUAGAAACUCCAGUCGAUGUUUUCGUCCAUCAGAGUAAACUGCACAUGGAGGGUUUCCGCAGUCUGAAGGAGGGCGAGGCUGUUGAAUUCACCUUCAAGAAGUCUUCCAAGGGUCUGGAGUCUCAGCGUGUGACGGGUCCUGGAGGGGCUCACUGUCUGGGCAGCGACAGGAGACCCAAAGGCAAGAGUGUCCAGAAACGCCGGCCCAAAGGAGACAGGUGUUAUAACUGUGGCGGUCUGGACCAUCAUGCCAAAGAGUGCAAGUUGCCUCCUCAGCCCAAAAGAUGCCAUUUCUGCCAAAGUGUUGCGCACAUGGUCGCCAACUGCCCCGCCAAAGCCCAGCAGUCGUCUCAGGGGUCUCAGGGAAGGUCUAGCGGUGUCGGAGAGGAGAAAACGGAGCACAGUCAUUCCCCGUCACCCACCAACUGAGACAGCAGAGGACGGUGGGACCACGCUUGAAAACCAAUCAUAUCACUAAAACUGGAAAAGAAAAAACACAUGCUAAUGCUGCUGUUGGGAAUCCCUCAGGUCUAUAAAAGCAACAGAUGAGAAGAAUGUGUCUUUUUUUAUUAACACUCAGGAAUACAGCUGCGCUCAGGAAUUUCAGUACAAUGUUUGAUGUGUUUAUACAAGUAAUCUCCUAUCUCAUUAAUGGUUCGUUUAUAUGACAACAAUGUACUAAAACAGUCAUACAAAUGUAGUCAAAACAAUGCCCAAUCUCUCGGAUCUGUGUAAACUGCUAAAACACUACAUUAUUAUUCAUGCCAGGCCAGUAGUUGGCGUUGUCACUUCGUAAAGAAACAUUACGCAUCUAUGAACCUACAUAUUCUUCAAGUAUAAUAAUGAAUAAUACGUAUGCGCGAUUUUUUUUUCACAGAUUUAUGUUUUAGUAGUUUACACAGACGAUAACAAUAUUGUUUUUAAACGCGUGCUUUGAAAUGUGAAAGUUUGCGUUUUCAGGCUUCAAAAGAGCCAUUGUUGUGAACGAACAGCCAAAACGCAUGAAACGUUUUCUGUUUUGAGUUGAAAACAGCGUUGUGUUAAGUCCCCAAGUGUUUUCUCUGCUGAGCUCGUCUAGGAUUGGCGAAAGGAAUAUACCCAAAGCAAAAGUUUUAUUCUGACAGAUUGACUGUUCGAUGCAUUUGAAUGUUUCUUGUAUUUCUUGAUGCUUUAAUGAAAAUGUUUUGGUGGUGUGUUGGGUUGUGGGGGGUUUGGCAAUUGCCAGUUUUGCAAUAGACUCUCCUGAUCACCAGGGACCAAAUGAAUGUUAAACCGCUGCCCAGCGCUUCCUUUUAUACGUGUCCAAAUCUGCCACUAGUGAUCUGCAGAUAUCUUCAAACAUUAAUUCAAUUUAUUAGAUAUGAAAGUACAUAAUCAAUCACACUUUUAUCUCUAAACUUCAGUCUACAGUCAAAUCUCGGCUUGAUCAUAUCUUAAAUGCUGCUGAUCUGUGUGUCUGCUAGCAAUAUAUUUUGUUAUUUGUCUUUGACAAUAGGUCUCAGGGGUUGUCUUGGAGAGAGAAAUAAGUUAUUCUUCUAAACGAACCCAUUCCUACAUCGAUGGUGAAGACAUCGGCUCCUUUCUCAAGCUGCCUGUAAUGUUUGGAAUGUAUUUAACAGCCUUUUACUCCCAUUUUACAGGAGGAGCUGAACAACUUAUUUAAUAUACAUAUAUAUAUACUGUUUAUGUAAACCUAUUAUUAUCCUUUAUGCAUAGUAUUUAUUUAUAGCAAUGUGUUCUGCAUCUUCUCCACAACGUAAAAGAGACUCUACCUCAAGUAGCUCAGAGUUAUUUCAAUCAUCAUGUGCCACGAAUCAGCUGAUGCGGAUGAAACUGGUUUGUGUGUGUUUGUGUUUAUUGCACUGGUUUUGUUACUGUGAAGCAUUGUUUUCUCUCUCCGUCUGUGCUGAAGACUGCACUCGGCCUCGUCUUACAGAUUUAUGCUUUAUUUUUCAGUCACCAUUUGACCUAUAAAUGCCUUUUACUUCGCCAGUUUUGAAUCAGAUUGUAUUGUAUGUCAGAUUAUAUUAUUAAUAUUACAUUAGGGUGAGGUAGACAUGAUUUGUGACAUGAAUUAUAUUAUUUUAUUACAGUUCCAUACCAUCAUAAUCAUUUUAAUUACUGGCUUUUCGAGAUUUGAUCAAACAGGAAUGUAUAUCCAGACUGUUGUGGUUGUCCCUUAUAUAAGAUGGAAACAUGAUAUUCAAUCCAUUCCUUUAUGCAAUAAUAUUUAAGUUCCUGUAUUUGAUAAAAGAAGGAAUCCUACAAAGUUUUGCACCGUUUAGACGUGUUCACGCUGUUUUUGACUAUCGUGUUGAUGUUGGGAAUCACUCCUUGAACAUUAGAAUGUAAUGUGAAGUUUUCAAUGUUUUUUCAUCUAAUAAAUUUAGUGGA